Molecule: messenger RNA, 5188 nt
Organism: Nyctereutes procyonoides (raccoon dog)
Lineage: Eukaryota; Metazoa; Chordata; Mammalia; Carnivora; Canidae
Gene: ZC3HAV1L
Product: zinc finger CCCH-type containing, antiviral 1 like
Exons: 4
Coding region: 91-1035 (314 amino acids)
Molecular function (GO): metal ion binding
Source: RefSeq, a predicted model, not a curated record
UCCUCCCCGCGGCGCCCGGGAGCCGGGGCCCGGAUCGGGGACGUGGCUGGGAGGAGUCUGGCGGCUCCGGGUUCCGGGCCGGCCGCGGCCAUGGCGGAGCCCACGGUGUGCUCCUUCCUCACCAAGGUGCUGUGCGCCAACGGCGGCCGCAUGUUGCUGCAGGACCUGCGCGGCCACGUGGAGCUGUCCGAGGCCAGGCUGCGGGACGUGCUGCGCCAGGCCGGGCCCGAGCGCUUCCUGCUGCAGGAGGUGCAGGAGACCGAGGGCCCCCGCGCCGAGGCCCAGGCCCAGGCCCAGGCCCAGGCGGAGCGCGCCCCGGGCGGCGCGGGCGGCGCGGGGGGCGCGGGGGGCGCGGGCGGCGGCGGGCCGCGCGCCUGGCGGGUGGUGGCCGUGUCCUCCGCGCGCCUCUGCGCCCGCUACCAGCGCGGCGACUGCCAGGCCUGCGACCAGCUGCACCUCUGCCGCCGCCACAUGCUGGGCAAGUGCCCGAACCGCGACUGCUGGUCUACCUGCACCCUUUCCCAUGACAUCCACACACCUGUCAACAUGCAAGUACUGAAAAACCAUGGGCUUUUUGGCCUCAAUGAGGCCCAGCUACGGAUCCUGCUUUUACAGAAUGACCCGUGCCUUUUACCAGAGGUCUGUUUACUGUACAACAAAGGUGAAGCACUCUAUGGCUACUGCAACCUCAAGGACAAAUGCAACAAGUUCCAUGUGUGCAAAUCCUUCGUCAGAGGGGAGUGCAGACUUCCGAAAUGCAAACGGUCCCAUCAACUCACUCAUGCUUCAGCCCUGACACUGCUGCAGGACCAAGGACUGAAUAUUCCAAGUGUCAUUAAUUUUCAGAUCAUCUCCACCUACAAGCACAUGAAGCUGCACAAGAUGCUUGAAAAUCAAGAUAAUUCAGCUUCUUCUGCUGAGUAUGCACAGGGCCUUGAGAAACAAGGAGUACAUGUAGCUGGCACUGCAGAAGCCAGUCCUCUGGCUUCUGUCCCUGCUCAGUCAGCCAAGAAGCCACACACAGGUAAACCGUAAAGAAUGUCCGUGAAAUAUGAAGCUCGUCCAAUUGGAAGAUCUGAAAACAAAGCUUCUGUUGUGCUUGAUUUGUAAGUUCAUUCAUUUAAUCACUUUUCAAUAAUGGUCAUUGUACUACCUACCUCACAAGUUGUUGUAAAAAUUAAAGAAGACGGAGAAGGGGAAAACAUCAGGUUGGAAGGAUAACACUGGGGAUGGGUGGUUGGGGACGUGGUUGGACACUGAGCCGGUGGUGAGGGGAGAACGUGAGUGUGGCUGGGGCUCAGUCCAGGGCAAACUCUGAAGAUGGCACAGUCUGCCUGUAGUUCCUGGCAGCUUCUCCCAGGCUGGUGGGAGUUCUGAAGAGCAGGGUUCUGCUGACUUGCUCUGUGACCCAGCCGGGGUUUUCUAGACGCCCACAUAUAUGAUUUACCUAGUGGUAGUCAGAGACUAUGUACACUUUGUACUCUUGCUUUUUCUUAAUGUUUCAUAAGCAUCUUUCCCUGUCCACAUUUUAUCACAGAUAAUCCUUUUUAUGCACAGAUACACUAAUAUAUAAUCAUUUACUUAAUGACUUCCCUCAUUCUGGGAUGUUUCAAUUCUUUCUAACAAAUUUUGAACAGAACUCUUUUCUUAAAAUCCUCAUGAUAUUGAAUUUUAAAAUGUAUUCCUUUGCCUAGCCCGUCGGUGCUAAACGAUAACGUCUUUUGAUUCGCAUUUCCUUAAAUAUGUGCAAGUGAAUGUUUUUCUGUGUGCGUGCUUUCUGUAUGUCUUUUUCUGUGUGCAGUUUGUGCCUGCCCUUCAAAUCCUGGGGCCUCCUCUGUGCUGAUGUGGGAUGGCCUUUAAAUAGGUUCCUUAAUUUUCAUAAAAGGAUACCAGUUGUACCAUGCUCACGUGAUAUCCAGCUCUCGUGGAUCCAUCCUCUGGAUCCAUCCUCAGCCAGCACCACAGAGUUUCUAACUUUUGCGUGCUCACCAAAGAUUUCUACCUCACUGUGUCUACUCUGCAUGUCUUACUCAGUUUUUCACCAAAGCCCCAUCGCUCUAGUAUCGUUCAUCCAUUCCUCAUCCAUUCCUCAAAGUCGUCUCCAUUCUUUCUGUGGAUCGAGAGGGACCCUCAGAAACCUAUAUACCUUGCCCAUUUCAGGUUUCCUCUCCCUGUCCCCACCACAUGGCUUCCUUCAUCCAGUUACACUUAGAUGUUUGGUUCUUUGUUUUCAUCAGAGUCCCACAGAGAAGCAGUGUGAUGAAAUCUUUUUCUGCGUUUGCUGUUGUGAUAUCCCCAAAUGUUGGUGUGUAAAGUGUUGUGUUUUUUGUUUUUGUUUUUUUUAAUUUUAACUUUGCUGCAAGAGCACAUUUGGGAAAGAGGGACAAGGUAGUGAGUUUUUCAUAAAGCUGAAUUACUUUAGUUUAGAACAAUGUUUUAUCAUGAAACACUGUCUUUUCUACUGGGGGAGGUGUGCAAAAAUAUCCUUUUUUUUUUUUUUUUUUUAAUAUCCUUUUCAAAGUGAGAAAUCGCUGUGUUUUCUCCUAAUGGACAGUAAGAGCCCUGCAGCUUCAGUGAAUCUUUUCACUUUGUUUGUCCAAAGUGGUUGUCUUUCUGAAAACCCUUAUGUUCUGCAUAACUUGUUUUCUUUUUCCUUGUUCUGAUAUCUCCUGGUGCUAAUUUUUUUAAGAAUUAUUUUUACGGGAUCCCUGGGUGGCGCAGUGAUUUAGCGCCUGCCUUUGGCCCAGGGCGCGAUCCUGGCGACCCGGGAUCGAGUCCCACAUCGGGCUCCUGGUGCAUGGAGCCUGCUUCUCCCUCUGCCUAUGUCUCUGCCUCUCUCUCUCUCUCUCUCUCUCUCUCUCUGUGUGUGACUAUCAUAAAUAAAUAAAAAUUAAAAAAAAAAGAAUUAUUUUUACAUUUUAUUAUUAUUUUCAUUUUAUCCUUUUACUAUGUGUAUUUUUGCUAUAAGCCAUCUUUAAUUCUUAACAGAAGCAAUGUAGGGUAUAAAUGUAUAUCCUAUACAUGAAGAGACUUGGUGGACUUUUUCAGUAUUGUGUCUUUCUGAGAUAUGCUUAUAUACGCAUAAAAAAUGACUCUGUAAUCUUUGUUACAAUAUUUUAUUCAAUUCUAUAAUAUUCCAAAUAAAGCUUAGUUCCGUUAGUAUUCAUUCUGUAAAAAUAUUUUAUAUAAUCCUACUUGACCCUCAUUUUCAUCUCAUGAUACAGCUGUGGGAAAGUUAUCACAUUAAAAUUGGGGAUGAAUUUUCCUUGGUCAUCUAUCAAGGCUUCUGAGGUGAAGCGGCACAUCGAUAGACUCCACAGAUCCAGCAUAUCCUAAGUUAAAUGAUUAACUUUCCUACAGACUCAUUUUGCCUUUGGUUUCUUUAUUUUGGUGUGUUACCACCUACUGACUUAAACCAAAGCCCUGCAAAUUGCCCCAUACUCUUCUUUCGCCGGUUCCUGAUGUCAAACUGGUGACCCAAUGUUGGAGAUUAAUUUCCCUUCUAACAUCUCAAAUUUUGAUCCUUUUCUGCCUCUUUCUUUACAUCCCUGACACACUGCCCUCUUUCUAACCCUCAGCACCUCUUGCAUUAUUGCACAGAUGGUGGAUUCAGCGGCUUCCCAGUCAUGUCUCAUGAGAGUAUUUUUAUAGCAGGUGCUAGGUGGCCCCCUGCUCUCCUUCAGUGACGACAGUCCCAUUAAAAAGAUCUUUUUUUAUAAAAUAGGCUUUUACGGAUUUCAUUGAUCUCCUUACCCCCCCCCCUGUGCCUGGCCAAUCUUUUGAAAUGCAGACAUAAUCACAUUGCUUUGUUUUGCCAUAACUUCAUUGGUCCCCGUUAUGCAAUGUAGGAGUCAUAAACUCAGAUGCCUUCUUAGAUGGAGAAAGGUGAGCUAAGUGGAUGAUGUGAGCUGGAUAUAAGAGAAAUGGGGGGAAAGAGGAAGUGUCCUAGCAAGUUGUCCCACCAGCUACUUAAAUCGGUAGCUCUGGGGGUCCCUCCUGCCUCUUGUGCCCAUGUGGGGAUGUGGGCCCAUUUUGUCAUGGUGUCCAAUCAGUUGAAAGAAGCUCGAUCCAGAUUUUAUGAUACAUUUUCAGAUUUUGAAAUACUGGCUUAGAUUGAGUUUUAGAAAUGCAGAACAAUAAUAGUGUAUGUCCUGAACUACUUGCAAUUUUUGGAAUGUGCUGUUUUAUUUUAUGACUCUCUGUGUUUAUAAAUGACGUUCCCAUUAAGUGCCACUCUCUCCCUCUUCCUGCCUCAAAAUCUGGCAAAAUCAGAUUCUUUAAAAUGCUAGAUUAGUCUUUUCUGACCCCAUGAAAGGCGGUUCACUUAGCAUUCUCAAAGUUCUAGCAUAGCACUUACUUUGCCCUGCUUUCUACUUUUCUUCCCUAACUUUGAGCAAAAGCAAAACCAUUAUUUCUUCUUUUGGACAUUUUUUUUGCCAUAUAAUGAAUCAAAUUGUGUUGUGAAUCCAUCAGUAUCAUAUUGGUCUUUAUUGUUCUUUUUUCUCCCCACAUAAUAUAUUUUUCAUUUUCAAGAAGUCUUUUUCCCUUAAGGAAUAUGUUAUUUAAGGUAAAUAUUUUUUUGGUGCUUCAAUUUGAAUCAUCUAGGGCUAAAAUUAAUUGUUUAAGACUUAUGAUACUAAUCUUUCUGUCAAAAAAUUAAGGCUCUUCAUUGCUAAUGGGUCCCUUGGUUUCUUUCAUUAUAAAUUUGUUCUUUAUAUAUAUAUAUAUAUAUACCUCAUUACAUUGAUCUUUUUUUCUUAGCUAAAGACAUCUGUAUUGCUACUCAGUAUGGGAAUCUCUAGAAUGCUAUUGGUUUUUAAAAUAUUUGACUUUUGUUGAAUUAUCUUUGUUCUAACAAUGUUAGAUGGCCUUUUUUCCUUCUAAAUAUAAAAUAAUGGCUACAAAAAGAUCUGUCUUAUGUAUUUGUUUUGUGUUAAAUAAAAUUGUGGCUAGAAAAUAUAUUUUUUGAUAUUUCAUCAUUAAAUAUGAAGUUAAUUAUUGUUUUAAACAAAUGUUCUCUAAUACAGGAAAUUACAUUUAUUGUUAGAAGCUUUUAGUAAGAAUUGGUAUCUUUUGUAUAAUCACAUAAUUUUUAUCAUUUAAAUCAAUAUUAUAUUACUGGCGUUACUAUAUUAACACAUUCUUAAAUUUUGAGUAACUCUCCUUGAUUAUGGCAUAUGCUCUUUCA